Messenger RNA from Notechis scutatus (mainland tiger snake), 2775 nucleotides. RefSeq names its product layilin (gene LAYN). Lineage: Eukaryota; Metazoa; Chordata; Lepidosauria; Squamata; Elapidae. The record is from RefSeq and is a predicted model, not a curated record.
AUGGAGACCCAGCGGCCGCGCUCGCCCACCCCGUCGGCCAUGGCCAGUAGCUUGCCGCCCGCGCCCGCGACCUCGCCCUCGCCCUCGGCCGCCGCCGCCGCCGCCCCGCUGGCCUUCGCGGGCUCCAACGAGCAGGACGUGGCGCUGGCCAAGUCCUUCUGGAACUCGGUCACCCUCCAGCCGCCGCUCGAGUCCCGGCUGGGCGCGCGGGGCGGCUCGCUGUGCAACGACGCCUCCUGCCCGCGACGGAGCUCGGCCGCGAAAACCAGCCAUUUGUCUGUUUCAUCCUCAGUGAGUGACAAAAGAGAAGAAGAGAGGCACUCGGAAACAGAGAAAGAUGUGUGGAAAGAACGCUGCCUAGAGAAGGCUAAAACGAGAGAAGACAUCAUUGCAUUACUGAAAAAACAAAGAGAAGAGCGGAUAUCGAAAGAAUCCUUAUCUCGUGCACACAAGCCAAAGGGCAAAGGGCCACAAAGGGACCAGGAAGAUAAAAGCCUCGCCGGCUGCCAGCCAAGGCCGCCCUCCGCCCCUCCCGGAUCCCCUCCAGCGGCCUCCCUCCCCUCCCCUCCCCUCCCGGCUGGCCCCCGGCCCGGAGGCGGAGCCGCUUCGCCUCGCCCGGACCAGACGCUCGGCCGCUCCCGGCGGCUGCAAGUGGCUUCGGCGGCUGCGGCCAUGUGGUUCCCGGGCUGCGACGGGGCAGCGGCCGGCGGGCUCUGGCACCUUCCGCUGCUGCUGCUGCGGCUGGGCGCCUUCUGCGAGCCGGCGGACGGCCGGGAGGCGCGGCUGCCCAGCGGAAACACCGUCUGCCUAAGAGGCACGCAACGCCCCUGCUACAAAAUUGUUUACUUUCACGAAGUUGCGCGCAGGGUUGGCUUCGAGGAAGCCCUUCAAACCUGCAGAAGGGACGGUGCAGACCUGGUCAGCAUCGAAUCCCAGUCAGAACAGGAGUUGGUUGAGAAGAUGAUCCAGAGUUAUUCACCCUCCGAUGGCGAUUUCUGGAUUGGUCUCCAGAGAAAAGAAGACCCCGGGAAUAGCACCCAAUGUCCAUCUUUAUACACCUGGACUGAUGGGAGUUUGUCCACCUUUCGAAACUGGUACAUGGACGAGCCCUCCUGUGGGAGUGAGUGGUGCGUGGUGAUGUAUCACCAGCCAUCAGCACCUGCCGGCGACGGAGGACGCUACCUGUUCCAGUGGAACGAUGAUCGAUGCAACAUCAAAAACAACUUUAUUUGUAAAUAUUCACAAGAAAAGCCGACAGUUGCCUCUGAAUUGGCUGCUUCUCAGACAGGGUACAUAACAGAGUCUUUGGCGUUCACGUCCCCAGAAACCCCCAUGGAGGAGGCUGUAGCUAACAAAACCCUCCCAGAGGCCAAAGAGCCUACUUGGAGCCUUCCAUACAUCUUGAUUUCAAGCAUUCCUGCUUUGCUUCUGUUGAUCACCAUUGCUUUUUUUAUCUUUUGGGUUUACGCAAAGAGGAGACGGGAGCAGAGAGAAGAGAACACGAAGGAGAAAGACACUUGGUCGUCUACCAAAACGCAAAACAGCCCCAGUUUAGAUAUAUAUAAUGUGAUUAAAACACAAGGGGAGGCCGAUCUUGCGGGAACGAGACCACAAACCCAAAACUCCUCUUUCCGUGUCGGUCAUGGAGGAGAAGAGCUCUGUGGAGACUAUGACAAUAUGGUGGUGAACAACUCAGAGAGUGGCUUUGUGACCUUGGCAAGCACCGAAAGCGGAUUUGUCACAAAUGACAUAUACGAACUGUGCCACGACCAAGUAGGGCAAAGCAAAGAGUCAGCCUGGGUAGAAAAUGAAAUUUAUGGAUAUUAAAAGAGCUGCUGGGUGAGAGAUGGAUUAAGGUGGGGAAUGUUCCCAUUGACACAAACUGUAGCACACAAAGACAUGGCUGUGGUAUCGCAGAGGGGUUUCCUUCCCCUCCUUGAAAGGGGCACAUGGAUCUAAACAAGUUGAUUGAUUGAUUAGAUGUCAUCAAGUUGUUUUUAAUUCUUAGCAUCUACGUUUUCUCCAUGAAGAUCUGUCCCUAGGCUAGACAUUCAGAUCUUCCACUGAUGAACCCAUCAUCUCUGUCACUGAGUCUGUCCAGGUUGUCCUGGUCAUCUUCAUCAUCAUCUUUAAAGAGGAAGGCAGAGAUCUUAUUGACCAGGAAAUGGUCUUGGGAGAACUUGUUUCCUUUCCUUGUUACAGCCUCCUGAUCAUCUAGAACCUGACAACAUUUUUUGCAUUAUUAUAAGCACAUCAACUAAUUGCUGACAUCCAGAUGGAAUUUGUGAGAUACGGCUAAAUAUAACGCAGGUUUUGUUUAUCGCCACCUGGUUUUGAUCAGCUGCCGAGAUUCCAUCUUUACCUGUUUGGCAAUCCUAAAAAAAUUUCCAGAAAGGAGGGGAAUUUCUUUCCGCUCUUCUAUUCUUCCACAUGGUAUUUUUGUAGAAUGAUCUGAGGACAAAGGAAAGGACAUGGUCUAACUACAGUAUCUUCCAUAUUGAUUAUAGACAUUUCUGUUUUGAUUCAGAGAGGGUGCAAGUGAUAAGAAACUCCUCUGCAGUUGUGGACAGAUCUGUUUCUUGGAAGCAGAAUACAAAUGGGGUAAAGUUGGCGCUAGUUUUAAAAAUAAAGAUGCCAAAGAUAAGUUUCCUUCAUAUAUCAGAUGCUUUCUGUCUCGGAUGAGACUGGCAAAUUUGAGGAAGAAGUAAUGUGCUUGUGGUUCUAACACACAGUUUCUAAUUCUGAAAUUAUGUCCAGAUUUACCUUGUUAAAAGA